UAUCUAUAAUAAAGUUUAAUAAGAAAAAUGUGCAUUAUAAGAAAUAAUCUUCAGUUUUAGUUAAAAAAUUAAUGUGAUGAAAAACCAAAAAGAAUCAGUACAGUUGAUAGGAUGGUGUGCGGAUAGUGACUGAAUGUCAUUUGUAUGUGUAUUUAAGGAGAUUGAAUGCUUGUUGUAAUGCACAGCAAAAAAUAUCAGUCAGAAGUUUGAACACCAGCGAUUAGCUCUGAGCCGCAUGAUCAAGACAAUUUUUGAGCAGGACAGGACUGCAGAGAGCCAAUCCCAGCAAAGAUGCUUUCGCUGGUUUUGAAACUGGCUCUGGCUGAGCUGACAAUAUCACUGCUGUUGUCGAGGGGAAUUUACGCAAUUGAAGUCCCACUCGAUUUGAGGCAGCCCCCCACCAUUAUCAAACAGUCUGUGAAGAACCACAUUGUGGACCCCCGAGACAGUGCCGUGGUGGAAUGUGAAGCGAAGGGUAACCCAACGCCAACUUUCUCAUGGCGGCGGAAUGGGAGAUUGUUCCAGCUGGGGAGGGAUCCUCGUGUGACAAUGAGAAGAAGGUCUGGCACCCUGGACAUCGCCUUCUACAGUGGGCUGGCCCCCGAGGACUACGAGGGAGAGUACCAGUGCUUUGCCACCAACAUCUUUGGGACGGCGGUGUCCAACAAAAUCCUGCUUCGGGUGUUCAAGUCUCCAGUGUGGCGUAGAGAUAUUCUAGAGCCAGUGGUGAUUAACCAGGGACUCCCUCUGAUCCUGCCGUGCAACCCGCCCCCCUUUUUCCCUGAGCCACACAUCUUCUGGAUGAACAACACUUUGGUUCCUGAUCCAGUUAUGAUGCCCAUUUUGGAAGAUCGCAGGGUGUCACUGGGGUUGAAUGGAGACCUGUACUUCUCCCACGUCCUCGUCAGUGACUCCUGGACCUCUUACAGCUGCAAUGCUCGCUUUGCUCAGACAAUCCAGCAGAAGAAUCCCUACACCCUCAAAGUGCUUACCACACGCAAUGUGGCUGAGAAGGUUCCCAGCUUCCUGUCUCCACCCGGGACGGUGAGCUCCAAAGUGGUGCUGCGGGGGGAGCAGCUUGUCUUGAAGUGUAUUGCAUCUGGAUACCCCACCCCUGUCAUCAGGUGGUCAAAAAUGGAUGGAGAUCUGCCCACCAGGAAGGUGAAGCUGGAGGACUUCGGCAAGACGCUGCGCAUCAUGUCCAUGUCGGAUGAGAACUCGGGGGAGUAUGUGUGUACGGCCACCAACAGGAUGGGCUUCGUCAGUCACACCGUCGUUGUCCAUGUUCAAGCACCUCCAUCCUGGGUAAACAAACCGACAAACCUGGUACUGACUGCAGAGAAGAAUGGACGGCUACUGUGCCGAGCCAAUGGUGUCCCAAAAGCAACCAUUCAAUGGAUGGUCAAUGGGGAGCCGAUUGACAGUGCCCAGCCUAACCCCCGCAGGCAGGUGGUCGGUGACACCCUCACACUCAACUCCAUUCAGAUGGGGGACAGCGCCGUGUACCAGUGCAAUGCGUCCAAUGACCACGGCUACUUACUGGCUAAUGCAUUCAUCAGCAUUCAAGAGGUGGCACCACGCAUGGUGGGCCUCAGGAACCAGGUGGUCAAGGUGAUCGAGAGCAACCGCACCAUUCUAUACUGCCCCUUUUUCGGCUCACCUUUACCCGAGCUGCGAUGGGUUAAGGAUGGGCUGACCGUGGGCGUGGAUGGUGGCCCAUACAGAUCGUAUCCCAACGGCACACUGGAGAUCAGGCGCGCACGCAUAAAUGACCAGGGCUCCUAUAGCUGUGUGGCCAGCAACUUCCUGGGCCGGGCAGAAAAUCACGUACACCUGGAGGUCAAAGAGCCCACGAGGAUGAUUCGUCCACCUGAGCACCUGAGGGCAAUUCGGGGGAGUAUGGCGCGGUUCGAAUGCAAGGUCAAACACGACUUCUCCCUGCCCGUCACUGUCUCUUGGUUAAAGAAUGGCCGGCAUCUAUCGCUUGGCUGGAGGCUGAGGAGGGAGGAUGACUCCCUGACCAUCCCCAAUGUCCACAGGGAAGAUGAGGGCAACUACAGUUGCGUGGUCAGAACUGAGCUGGACAGGGUGUCUGCCUCAGCCCGCCUUAUCAUUUUGGACCAGCCAGACCCCCCGACGGAUCUGGAGCUGUCAGACCCAACGGAGCGGACUGUGCGACUCACCUGGGUGCCUGGAUAUGACAACCGCAGUCCCAUUAAAGAGUUCCUGGUACAGUACGAGGAGGACUACUGGGAACCGGGCUGGUGGAAGAACCUGUCCAGUUACCCAGGCAACCUCAACUCUGUCAUCCUACCACUGAAGCCCUUCAUCAACUACCGGUUCCGGGUGUUUGCCGUCAAUGCUAUAGGCCGAAGCCUGCCGAGCCGCCCGUCCCAGCGUUACCAGACGAGCGGCGCUGCACCAGACGCCAUCCCGACAAACAUCAGAGGAGUGGGAACCUGGAAGACGAGAAUGGAUAUCAGAUGGGAUGCCUUGCAGGACACAGAGAGGAAUGGUCCUCGCCUGCGAUACUUAGUCUGGUGGAGACGAAGGGACUCGCGGGAGGAGUGGAAGAAUGCAACUACAUACUGGCUGAGAUACACCAUCUACGAUGCAGACACAUUCACGCCCUACGAGAUCAAAUUGCAGGCCGUCAAUGACUUUGGGCUGGGUCCUGAAUCGAACAUAGUUAUCGGCUACUCUGGAGAGGACCGUCCGAUUGCAGCCCCGACGGAUGUGCAUGUGUCCCAGACGGACAGUACCAUGGCUACCGUGCACUGGACUCCUGUACCUUACAAAACCAUAAUGGGCAAUGUCAAGGAGUACAAGGCAUACUACUGGAGAGAGAGCAGCCAGCUGAAAUGGCUUGGUGUGAGCCGGGAGAAGAAGUCCAAGGGCUUUGACAGCACCAACUCCCAUCCCAUGGGGGUGCUGACUGGCCUUAUCCCAUACAGCAACUACAAGAUGUACAUGGUGGUGGCCAACAACCGCUAUGAGGGGCCACCCAGCAGCAUCAUUGAGUUCCAGACAACGGAGGGUGUCCCAGCACGACCCAGGUACUUCAGGGUCCAGCAGAGACACAUGGAUACCCUAUACUUGGACUGGGAUCGGCCAGCCGAGCCCAACGGCAUCCUGACUGGAUACACGCUCAAGUACCAAGUUGUGAAUGGGACCAGAGGAGCCCGCACACAGCUGGACUUCCCACCCAACACCACCUACUACUCCAUGCAUCGCCCCGACCGCUACACCCGCUACAGGUUUUCACUGGCAGCACGAACGCAGCUGGGGAUCGGGGAGUUCACCAUGGAGGAUUCACCGCUGUUCACCACUGAAGCGUUCACUAGGGAACAGGUGGACAUUGCCACCCAGGGAUGGUUCAUUGGACUGAUGUGCGCCAUUGCUCUGCUGGUGGUCAUCCUGCUCAUCGUCUGCUUCAUCAAAAAGAGCCGAGGAGGAAAGUACCCCGUUCGGGAUAAGAAAGACCUCCCGUUGGAUUCGCUGGAACCAAAGGAUCAGGAUGGUUCUUUUGAUUACAGGUCUUUUGAAAGGAUAAACCGUGUCUCCACUCUUCCGUAUCCCAAACGUGAGGAGGACAACAAACCCCUGCGGAGCAGCCAGAUAUCCCUGGACGGCAUGGUGAAGAUGCAGGACAGCGACGACAGCCUGGUGGACUAUGACGGUGGCGAUGGCCAGUUCAAUGAGGAUGGCUCCUUCAUCGGCCAGUACGCUGGGAAGAAGGACCGAGACGAUAACGAGGGCAACCUGAGCUCAGAGGCCACCUCCCCCAUGAACGCCAUCUACUCGCUGGCGUAGUCAUGGGGUAGACCACCACCUGGCUGAAUGGCAUAUACACCAGCACAUACUUAUACAUUGUGAUAGGAGACAUGAGUCAUUGGAACUCAUGGUACAUGGGGUUUACCAUGACCUGUCAAUCAGCAACUGCAUAACAAAGAUCACCUACUAAAUAAAUAGCAUGACGUGUAUUAGUCAUUGUCAGUGACUGACAGCCCAUGGUAAUCCCACGCUCUACCCUCCUUACACCGUCACUAACUCUAUACCCAACCCCAAGAAAACUAAAGAGUCCAACCUCUAUGAGGUCAGUGUGUCCAUCUCCUGCUGUUUCGUCAAAGUCUGCAGAUGACUCUUAAACUCGAUUCAUCAGACCCAGACCUGUUUUUCAUGUCAGUCUUUCAACAUCGGAGCAGUGCUGUGCAUUUCGGGUUCCUUUUCUUCAUCUGCAAGGCAUGUCCUUCCCUACAAAAGGGAAUCCCAGCAUUAGCUGAAAUAUACCAACCACCACGUAAACAUUCCAAUGUUUCAUGAUUUGUCAAAAUGUAAAGUUACUAAUCUGAUAACUGUUUAUUGUUUUAACAUGUAAUGUAACACAGUCACAGUAUCAUCAUAAAAUAGCAGGAUAUUCCACAUUUCCCUAAUAUGUCACCUGCAUGGAAUAAUCUUUUAGACAGUUCUUAGACACUCAAUUUACACAUUUCAUAAAACGUGAUUCAAAGUAGUGUAACUGUGAAAAAAUAUCAUUUUAUUUUAAAAGUUAAUUUUCACUUCUUUUUUAUUAUCUCAGAUCUGUUUUUAUACUGUUAUUCGUGUAUGUACGUAUGUUUCAGUUUAGAUUAGACAGAUGAUAGAUAGGUACAAUGUAUCCAAAAUAGGUCAUUCAGGCUCAACAGCAGUAAACGGAAGAGCAGCUGCAUAGGUGCUGUCUAAAAGUCUUAAUAUUUCUGGAUUCUGGCAUAAAACCCAGCAAGCUUAUUCAUAAUUAUGCCUCAUUUUUGUAUUUUAAUGUUUGCUUGUCUCACAAGCCCUGUUGUCGUACAUGUGAGCAAAAUAAUUGAAUUCUGUAAAGGAAAGAAUUAGCUGUACCUAUGGGUGAAAGUGUCAUUUAUUUCUAUUAAAGGUGUUGAUAAAGUAAGAAGAUAUGAAUAAGAGGAGUGCAUGUUGGUGGGUGCACACUCAGUCCUAAGAUCUGAGUUUAUUCUUCUAAGUUUAUUCUAGCAUAUCAACAAAGUCUGAUGGGCUUUUGAAAACUCUGCAUAUCUGUAAUGACUGUGCUCUAUUCAAAGACCCUCCUUUGUGUUUCUCUCUUUAGUCAUCAGUGACCAGGGACCCAGAAUCCAUAGGUACUAGGAAUUACAUAUAUAGUUCAUUUGAUGUUGAUUAAUGCCAACACUAAUUCCAGUUUACAUGGGGGAUCGUGAUAAAUGUAUUUAUCGGUCCAUGAUCAUGCAAAAAAGAGAAGAUUGUAUUUCCUGUUAUGUAUUUAAGGGCCUGUUAGUGGAAGAGAUUUGGUUAACAUUUCCAAUAAUCUUAAAUUCAUUUGCAUAUUUGGUCCUAUUUUCCUUACUCUGAUCACAAAUCAUCUUUAUUCACAGAAAAACUUUUCUUUGGUAAUACUUAGAAAUAUUGAUCCAUGAUGUUUGUCUUUUCUGUUGGCUUAUAUAACAUGUUCGUAGUCUGUUCUUAAAUGUCACAAAUAGUUUUGAGUAUAAUUAGAAUUAAUAUAACAGAAUAUUAAGAAGUGUGUCAGAUGUGGACGUUUGAAAUCAAAUUGUGUGUGUUUAACAUCUUAACAAGUUUAUGUCUGAAAUUGUUUUUAAUUUAUGAUGCUACAAUACAAUGAUAUAUGGACAUAUAUAUAUAUAUCAUUACAUUGUCUGUUUUAUUGUACAGAAAAGUAUGGUGCCUAAAAGUAUGUGUUGAAAUGUGUAAGUGUAAAUGCCAGUAUGAAAUAAGACAACAAAUUUAUGUUUAAAAAUGUACACUACAAGUUAAAAUGUACAUUUUGUUAUUUAUAUUCCAGUCACUUUUUUACAUUUAUCACUUUACCAUACUUCUGUGAACAUUUUCUAAACUUACAAUAUACCUAUAAAUUAUGACAGUAUACUGAACUUGCAACGCAAAGUGAUGUCAAAUGUAUUCUUCUUGCCCCAUAUGUUUCUAUUCCUCAACCUUUCCAUUUUCUUUUAUCUCUAUUUUCCACUCAUCCUCGUUCUUAUCUCCCCUUAUCCUCCUCCAGCUUUCAUUUGACAGUAAAAUAUUAAGUAAUAUUGUUCCUGUAAGUUUAUUGUGUUAGAAUUCUACUAGCCGUGCUCAGGUGUAUCAGAACUGCACCAUAUCAAAGUGCACGUCUGCCUGUUAUCAUUUUCAGAUAUAUAGCUUCAAAAGUUGCAGUGAAAAGCAUCUUUUGCACCAUGCCCUGACAUAGUUUUCACUGGAUUAAGCCUGUGUAUGAAUAAAACUGUCUGAAUUGAAAUAAAUGUCAUUUUGGAAUGUG
Paramormyrops kingsleyae is the source of this 6289-nucleotide messenger RNA. The record is from RefSeq and is a predicted model, not a curated record. Lineage: Eukaryota; Metazoa; Chordata; Actinopteri; Osteoglossiformes; Mormyridae.